UCAGUAGCAGCCCUGUCAGAUGGUGUGGCGUGCCCGCUAGAGAAUUUUGUUUGCUUUUUAUUUAUUAAUACAUUUAAAUAAACGCAACGCAGAACGCUCAGAACUGCAUAAUAGAGGAGACGUCCAUAUAGAGCAACGCGCAUUCACUUUACUCACACAUAUAAUAUAAUAAUUGCUUUUACGGACCAUGAAAACAACUAGUAUCGGAUUAUAUGCAUUUCGUUUAACUUUCGGACAGGCAGCGCCGCUCUCCGCGCAAGCCUCGACGCACAGCAGCCAUGCAUUCACCACCAGCUCGUCGGCGCCCAAUCGUGUGGUGACCCGAUCUGCCACGAUGUUAGCCCUGUUUGGUAUUGCGCUGUCGUCGUUCAGCUUGAAGCAGUUGUUGGCCAAGAAGCACAACAAGUCAAAUACUUUGCGCAAACUUUAAGCCAAAGACAAAACAUCAAGUUGCAAGCGAGCGUUAAUUUGAGAUUCAUCGGCCAUGUUGUACAGCAAACCAUCUGAAACCA
Molecule: messenger RNA, 512 nt
Organism: Drosophila hydei
Lineage: Eukaryota; Metazoa; Arthropoda; Insecta; Diptera; Drosophilidae
Exons: 3
Coding region: 188-430 (80 amino acids)
Source: RefSeq, a predicted model, not a curated record